UCCAACGUCUUCUCCAUGUUCGACCAGACCCAGAUCCAGGAGUUCAAGGAGGCGUUCACAGUGAUCGAUCAGAACCGGGACGGGAUCAUCGACAAGGAUGACCAGGAGACCUUCGCUGCCAUGGGGCGGCUGAACGUGAAGAACGAGGAGCUGGACGCGAUGAUCAAGGAGGCGAGCGGGCCCAUCAACUUCACCGUCUUCCUCACCAUGUUCGGGGAGAAGCUCAAGGGGGGCGGACCCGAGGACGUCAUCAUGGGGGCCUUCAAGGUGCUGGACCCCGACGGAAGGGCUCCAUCAAGAAAGAGCAGCCUGGAGGAGCUGCUGACCACCCAGUGCGACCGAUUCACCCCCAGGAGGUGA
Molecule: messenger RNA, 360 nt
Organism: Myiozetetes cayanensis
Lineage: Eukaryota; Metazoa; Chordata; Aves; Passeriformes; Tyrannidae
Product: myosin regulatory light chain 11-like
Biological process (GO): skeletal muscle tissue development
Cellular component (GO): cytoplasm
Molecular function (GO): calcium ion binding
Source: RefSeq, a predicted model, not a curated record